Molecule: messenger RNA, 840 nt
Organism: Eimeria mitis
Lineage: Eukaryota; Apicomplexa; Conoidasida; Eucoccidiorida; Eimeriidae
Exons: 1
Coding region: 1-840 (279 amino acids)
Biological process (GO): porphyrin-containing compound biosynthetic process
Cellular component (GO): cytoplasm
Molecular function (GO): 4 iron, 4 sulfur cluster binding
Source: RefSeq, a predicted model, not a curated record
AUGCUGCAGAAAGCGGCUCGCCUCCUGCAUGCCAGCAGCAGCAACAGCAGCAGCAGCAGCAGCAGCAGCAGAUGUUUAGGGGGCCUCUCAUCUCUGCCUCCGCUGCAGCAAGCACUCAAUAGGAGAUUCUAUAAAACCUCAGUUUGCUGCUUCCUGCAGCAGCAGCAGCAGCAGCAGCAGCAGGCUUACAAACUGCAGCAGCAAAGCUGCAUGCAGUCUGCUGCUGCUGCACCUUCACCUCCUCAGCUGCUGCGUCGAUCUUUCUUUGCUGCCCGCACAAACACAAACAGCCUUCAGCAGCAGCAGCAACUCCAUGCAGCAGCAGCAGCAGCAGCAGCAGCAGCAGUACAGCAGCAGCAGCAGCAGCAGAAACGGUGUGCGACAACUGGGAUUUUUGCUCGAGCUGCUUCAGUGGACAGCAGCAGCAGCUGCAGCAGCAACGACACCAGCGAGAGCGCCACAUGCACCAGCAGCAGCAGCAGCACCAGCACCAGCAGCAGCAGCAGCAGCAGCAGCAGCAGCAGGAGCAGCAGCAGCAGCAGCAGCAGCGUUCAAGUGGACUUUGUGAGCGGGCACGAGUUUGGGGUGUACAUACACCUGCCGUUUUGUCUGCGUCGCUGUCACUUCUGUGCGUUUCCUAUUGUGCUGCUGCCGAGCAGCAGCAAAGCAGCAGCAGCAGCAGCAGCAGAAGCAUAUCUCCCGCUGCUGCAGCAGGAAAUGGCUGCGGAAUUCGAGGCCUUCUUAGACUCGCACAGACAAAGAGUGCAGCAGCUGCAGCAGCACCAAGAGGAAAGCGGUUGCUGCGGUCUGUUUAUUUUGGGGGGGGUACGCCCUCGCUGA